AGUGAAGCGAAGAUGAGGGUCCUCUGCUGCAACUGCUGCGCUUCACCAACGCCUCCCCUCUCUCGCUCCAGUAUAACCCCAAAUCUCUUCAACAAUCACUCCCUCAAUUGGCCUCAGAAAACCCUAAUUGGUUCCCUAACUGGCGCUCUCUCCUUCGGUCUUCUCUUCUUUUCCCCUUCCUCUCUCGCUUUGAAUUCGCAAUCGCCCUUCUCUCAACCCCAGCCUUCUUCGCCGGAAUAUUGCCGCGAAGAGAUGCUCGAGAAGGCUCCGGAACCAGCCACCAACGAAGGAAUUGUGGAGGAAGCUUGGGAGAUCGUGAAUGAUAGCUUUCUCGACACUGGUCGUGGCCGAUGGUCUCCUAAAACUUGGCUUAGAAAGAAAGAAGAUAUUUUAGGCACUUCCAUUCAGACAAGAUCAAAAGCUCAUGAUAUCAUCCGACAGAUGCUGGCUAGCUUGGGUGACCCUUAUACACGAUUUCUUUCACCCAAUGAGUUCUCCAAGAUGGCAAGGUAUGACAUGACUGGGAUUGGAAUAAACCUUAGGGAAGUUCCAGAUGGGAAUGGAGCUGUGAAAAUGAAGGUGUUAGGGCUCAUUUUGGAUGGACCUGCCCAUUCUGCUGGUGUGAAACAGGGAGACGAAGUCUUAGCAGUUAAUGGGGUGGAUGUGAGGGGAAAAUCUGCCUUUGAAGUGUCAUCUCUGCUGCAAGGCCCCAGUGAAACUUUUGUCACCGUUACGGUCAAGCAUGGAAAUUGUGGACCGGUGCAAUCUAUUGAAGUUCAGAGGCAACUAGUUGCUCGGACCCCAGUUCUUUAUCGAUUGGAACAAAUAGAGAAUGGGGCUAUUUCUGUUGGCUAUGUGCGCCUGAAGGAGUUCAAUGCAUUGGCAAGAAAAGAUUUACUCAUAGCAAUGAGGCGACUCCAAGACUUGGGUGCAUCAUCUUUCAUUCUUGAUCUUAGAGAUAAUCUUGGUGGACUAGUUCAGGCUGGAAUUGAAAUUGCUAAGCUCUUUCUUAAUGAAGGGGAUACGAUUUAUGGGCAGGUGAUUUAUACUGUUGGAAGGGAUUAUCAGUUCCAAAAUAAUAUUACCGCAGAAACUGCACCUCUGAUUACAGCUCCUGUCAUUGUUUUGGUGAACAACAAUACUGCUAGUGCAAGUGAAAUAGUUGCCAGUGCACUCCAUGAUAACUGCAAAGCUGUUCUUGUUGGGGAAAGGACUUUCGGCAAGGGUCUAAUUCAAUCUGUAUUUGAACUGCAUGAUGGAUCUGGCGUGGUUGUUACUGUCGGGAAAUAUGUAACACCAAAUCACAUGGACAUCAACGGCAAUGGAUUAGAGCCCGACUUUCAGAAGUUUCCAGGUUUGAGCGAGGUCAAGGAGCGUCUAUCAAGAUGUCAUACACCAGGCCAAGGAUAAAAAACAGGUUCUUCGUCACUAGCAGUCAUGAUUUUGCUCACGAUUCUAGUCAGCCGGUGGUAUGAUUGGUUGGCCGGUCUCUUGGUUCUGCUACAUUUCACAGUGACAUUAGCUCAUGAUUGCCAGAAGUAAAAUACUAUGCAUACUCCAGUAUUUUUCGUACUACAUCUGACUUUAAUCUUUAGAUAAAAAUGGAUCAAGGGCCUGUGGAUUUCUCAAGAAUCACAUCAACUAACACCAAGAUCAUGGCCAUUGCCAGGGGAAGAAUCCGUUAUGCAAUUUAAGAACUCUUUCACCAUUCUAGCUUGGGAGAAGAGCCCUCUAGGAGACAGGAGAAUGCAAUAAGCAUUUUGGGAAAAUUGUGGAAGGCCCUCCUCCCUCUUGAGGUUACAUGGUGGGACAAGUCGGACCUUUUCCCGUACUCCUGCAGCUGGAAAUUCGAACUUUCUUCUGUUUGUUUUUAUGUGAGGCAGUAAUGGUUGCCUUGUGAUAUUAUUGACGAAAAAUACAUUUUCAUGGUAACUUGCUCUGGUUGAAGGAAACGAUUUUUAGAGAGGUCUGGCAUUAAUGCAAUUAGAUUGUGUGCGAAUGCAGUAUAUGUGCUGUGUAUUAUUAACUAACUUAAAU
Diospyros lotus (date-plum) is the source of this 2037-nucleotide messenger RNA. RefSeq names its product carboxyl-terminal-processing peptidase 1, chloroplastic. Lineage: Eukaryota; Viridiplantae; Streptophyta; Magnoliopsida; Ericales; Ebenaceae. The transcript has 14 exons. The record is from RefSeq and is a predicted model, not a curated record. Gene Ontology annotation, molecular function: protein binding; serine-type peptidase activity; endopeptidase activity. Gene Ontology annotation, biological process: proteolysis. Bases 13 to 1410 code for a protein of 465 amino acids.